Vicugna pacos (alpaca) is the source of this 4433-nucleotide messenger RNA. Lineage: Eukaryota; Metazoa; Chordata; Mammalia; Artiodactyla; Camelidae. The record is from RefSeq and is a predicted model, not a curated record.
GCGGGGCGGGAGCGCGCGCCCCAGGGAGGGCAAACGCGACCCAGGUCCGGAGAGACGGUCGCCCCUGGAAAGCGCGGGACUUUGGGAGGGGAGGCCUUCGGUCCUCCUCCUCCGGCUUCGCCCCAAAGAAAGAUUCUAGCCCUCUCCAGACCCAAAUACCUCCUCUCGACAAUCACUGUCAUUCUUUGAGAGAAAGGGCGACCACCAGGGAUGGUUUCAGCAAUGGCCUCAUCCUUUCUGAUUCCUGGCCCAGGUCGGUUGUCAUGGUAACCUUCCCCAGUCUGGAACACCCUUAGCCCCCCCUUCCCCCAUCUUUGUGGUUAUAGAGCUCCAAACCUCUCCUGGCCCAGCACCAGGAGGAGGUUGCCAAGGUAACCCAAGUCCCUGGGUGGUCCCUUCUGCCCCUCCUCUCAUUGGUUACUAUGGCAACUUCACCUAGCUCUCAGGUAGAAAGGAACCCAGCCCCAAGGACACUGAUUGCUGAGGGAAACCUCUUUCCCAACCCCUCCCCCCCAGCCACCCAGUUGGCAUUACCAUGGUAACUAUCUCCCCCUUUCCCAUGGUGGGAGGUCCAGGGACCAAACCAACCAGGUGUUUUUAUUUAGAGGAGGAGAUGCUCUGCUGAGGAGUAGUUACUAUGGUUACAAGGCCUGGACCAUCCCCAGGUUGAUGAGAAACAGGCAAGGCAAAGUCCUGGUUGCUAUGGUGAUGGGGGCAGUCCCCUUUCCAGUGACCCUAGGAACCAGGCUUAUCAAGGUUGAAGACAUUUUAGGAUUGUUUCAGGAUGGAGUGUGUCUAGGCAAGAGGUUGUCAUGGUAACACCUUCUGUCACUUCUAGCCCUACCUUUCUGUACACAUUUAUGAAAGAAGGGAUGGUUAUAUCCCUAUGACAUCCUUCCCUCCCAUUCAUAAGAUGCUUCAAGUGGUGCCUGAGCAUAUGGGACUUAAAGAGAAAUGAUUCCCUGACCUUCUCAUUCCCACUUUGUAGGUAAGAUGAAAUGGUGCUCUAUUGUGUGAAAUUGGCUGAUUUGGAGUUUUCUGGUUCUCCUUUCCUCAGAAGUGCAGCUGAGCUGGGCUAGGACUGUCCCCCUGGAGCUCCUUCAGCCUGCAACCUAGGAGGAUACCCGCGAAGCCCAGCUAGGGCCUGACUACAGCCCCAUGCGGCUCACCCGCUGCCAGGCUGCUCUGGCAGCUGCCAUCACCCUCAACCUCUUGGUCCUGUUCUAUGUCUCGUGGCUGCAACACCAGCCCAGGAACUCCCGGACCCGGGGCUCCCGCCGUGUAUCUGCCUCGGGCCCCCGCGUCACCGUCCUGGUGCGGGAAUUCGAAGCCUUUGACAACGCGGUGCCAGAGCUGGUGGACUCCUUCCUGCAGCAGGACCCUGCCCAGCCGGUAGUGGUGGUAGCCGACACGCUCCCUUACCCGCCCCUGGCCCUGCCCCACGUCCCCAACGUUCGCCUGGCGCUGCUCCAGCCUGCCCUGGAUCGGCCAGCCGCAGCCUCGCGCCCCGAGACCUACGUGGCCACAGAGUACGUGGCCCUGGUGCCCGACGGGGCGAGGGCCGAGGCGCCUGGCCAGCUAGAGCGCAUGGUGGAGGUGCUUCGAGCCGGAGGCUCACGCCUGGUAGCCGCCCCCGUCGCCUCGGCCAACCCUGCCCGGUGCCUGGCCCUGAACGUCAGCCUGCGGGAGUGGACCGCCCGCUAUGGCCCGGCGCCCUCUGCACCCCGCUGCGAUGCCCUGGAAGGAGACGCCGUGCUUCUCCUGCGCGCCCGGGACCUCUUCAACCUCUCAGCACCUCUGGCCCGGCCGGUGGGUACCGGCCUCUUCCUGCAGACCGCGCUUCGCGGCUGGACCAUGCAGCUGCUGGACCUGCCCUUCGCGGCGGCGCGCCAGCCCCCUCUGGCCACGGCCCACGCACGCUGGAACGACGUGGUGGGCGUGCUGGAGGCCGCCGGCGUGCGCUACUGGCUGGAGGGCGGCUCGCUGCUGGGGGCGGCUCGCCACGGGGACAUCAUCCCGUGGGACUACGACGUGGACCUGGGCAUCUACCUGGAGGACGUGGGCAACUGCGAGCAGCUGCGGGGCGCCGAGGCGGGCUCCGUGGUGGACGAGCGUGGCUUCGUGUGGGAGAAGGCGGUAGAGGGCGACUUCUUCCGCGUGCAGUACAGCGAGAGCAACCACUUGCACGUGGACCUGUGGCCCUUCUACCCCCGAAACGGGGUCAUGACCAAGGACACGUGGCUGGACCACCGGCAGGAUGUCGAGUUCCCCGAACACUUCCUGCAGCCUCUCGUCCCCCUGCCCUUUGCCGGCUUCGUGGCGCAGGCGCCUAACAACUACCGCCGCUUCCUGGAGCUCAAGUUCGGCCCCGGGGUCAUUGAGAACCCAGAGUACCCCAAUCCGGCUCUCCUGAGUUUAACAGGAAGCAGCUGAAGCUCCAGUGCCUGCUCCUGGGAUCAGGAGAACAUUCGAGCACAGGGAACUGUCCUUUGUCUUGGUGCCGCUGGCAUUUGGUGGACGGGCUGGGGAUGCCAAGCCGCCUUGCAGGGCCCAGCACAGUCCUAGACAUCAAAGACGUGCCGUGCUCAAGCGUUCCAGAACUGGGACUGCGGGGCUGGAACAGAGUUUUGGAAAAAGAGGGAGAACGAGGGUAGGUUAUGGGGUCAGACUGUCGCGAUUCAGGCCACGGCUCUUCCACUUACUAGGUAGGUGGGCCUGGGCAAGUGUCCCAAUUUCUCUGUGCCUCGAUUUCCUCCAGAAUUCAGUGCGGGCCGUCAGUGUCUAGCACACAAAGAGCCCCAGGACACUUGGCUGUUGGUGUUGAUUCUACCACUAGAGGGCGCCUUUGCCCUAGUUUGAGGCCCAGGUGACGGUUACCCGGGACCACUGCUCUACGGCUUUCGCAGUCUCUUGAGCCUCUGGUCUUCUCUCUAGUCUCCUGCGCCUGGCCAGACAGGAUGACUAUCUUCCCUUCGUUCAGAGAACCUCCUUCCCUCCUGGGAGAGCCCUGUGAGGUGCAUGCUGCUCUUAACCCCACCUGCAGAAAAGGAAACAAGCUCAAAUCUCUGAGAUGCCAAUGUGGUUAAGUAUCAGAUUCUGGAUCCCAGCCCCACUCCAUUUGACUGUUGUACCUCAUUAUUUGAGGUCUCUGCACCUGUUGGCCCACUCACAAGGUGGGCUAAACGCUAACCCUAGCUCACACUUACUGUGCACUUACUGUGUAUCACGCAUCGUCUCAGUGUUUCACAUGGUGUAACUGACAUCCCUCGCCUGGACCCUCCGAGGUGAGAGCUGCUGUUAUUUUCAUUUGACAGAUAGGGAAACUGAGGCCAGGAUGGUAAAGUCACCAGUCCAAGGUCAGACAGCUUGGAGAGUGUCAGAGCAGGGACUUGAACCCAGGCUGCCAGUCUAGAACCUGCACUGAAGUUGUCCACUAUGCCCCUGCCUAGUCAUGGUAGACGGCCUUUCGGAAACCAAACCACUUAGCAGGUAAAGCGAUGGCCUUUCUCUUGUAAUCUUGCACCUAAGAGAAAAUAUUGUUUGGGCAUGUACCUCCAAUAUGUGUAUUUAUUUAUAAACUAUAUCCAGGUACUACUCUUUCUGUAUAUUAGUAAUAAGGGUUAAAUUAUUCCAUUUUAAAAUGAAAAGAAAUAGAGAGGUUUUCAUUUAGCUGCCUCAUCUCAAUGACUUCUGGCACACAGCCCUUGGGUCUAUGCACCUGGCUUUGAGACCACAGGCUCUGAAGUGGGAGAGGCCUGGGUUCAAAUCCCAGCGCUGCCACUUCCUCCCACUGAGGCUCAGACAUUCAAUCCUGACUUCCUAUAACACAGACUCUGUUCUUAACCACUGAACCUGCCAAUGGCUUGCAGUCUGUUAGGUUCCCAGGGAGCAUUCUGGAAACAUGGAGAUGAUUUGGGUUAUCACUGUGAUCAGACAGUGCUCUCAGAAUGCAUGGCCCAGGGAUGGAGAUGUCUUACAAUACAUACAGGGCACCUCCACAAUGAAGCAGUGUCCCUUGUCACGUACAGUUUUAAAAUGUCCCAUUGAAUAUUCAUGAAGGAUGAGUGAUGUUCAAAAUACUUUCCCACUGAUAUGGUAAUAUAAAUAAAUUCCUAUCAAUGUAUGCAUCACUUUAAAAAUAUUUUUAAAUUCUCAAAAUAAUCAAAAUUAUCUAUCUAUACAUAUUUAAGUUGUUGCCAAGAACAUACUUUGAAGCUCAAAUCAUUCUUUUUUUUCCUUUAAUGGAGGUACUGGGGAUUGAACCCAGGGCCUCGUGCAUGCUAAGCAUGCGCUCUGCCACUGACCUAUGCCCCUAACCCCCUCAAAUCAUUCUUCAAUUAUUGUAAUGGUUUUGUUUCAUUUAGAAAUUGUUGGUGUGAUUUCUUAAUUGAAACAGCUGUAUAUGUAUAUACAUAAAUAACAUUAUCUAUAUA